Didymodactylos carnosus is the source of this 349-nucleotide messenger RNA. NCBI's taxonomy places the organism in Eukaryota, Metazoa, Rotifera, Eurotatoria, Philodinida, Philodinidae. The record is from the annotation of a GenBank genome assembly.
ACUUGGAGAUCUGUUUCAUAUAGCAGCAGUUUCACUAUUAUUAUUUCGAAUAUUAAAACGAUGUUCAUCUGCAGGUAUAUCAGGGAAAAGUAUUAUACUGUACGCAAUUGUAUUUACAUGUCGCUAUUUGGAUUUAUUUACACAUUAUGUAUCAUUAUACAAUACACUUCUAAAAUGGUUCUUUUUAAUAACAACGUAUUUCACGAUGUUUUUAAUUUAUUGUCAUGGCUAUAGUGAUUCCAAAACAAACAAUAAUGACACAUUUCGUAUUGUAUAUUUAAUUGUGCCAACGGCUAUUUUAGCAUUCGUAUGGAAUUCCGGACCUUUAAUAACAGAAGUACGAUUAUAG